CAUGUGAAUGCAUUUUACAAAAAAUCCCUCAAAAUAGCUUCCAUAUUUACAAUGACUGUGCAAUAAAAACAAUAAUGUUGGUUGGCUAUAUUGGGAGAAAAGACUCCAUCUUAAAAUAUGAAAAAUCUAUAGGACGAAAAACUUAGAAAGUUUUUUUGAAAUUGUGUUUGAUGCCAGAUUUAGAAACACCAGGAACUUUUAUUAGGAAUUUAUUUCCUCAUUCUAUCGGUUUUAUUAAAUCUAAAACAGUCUGAAUAUAAAUUUAAUCAUUUAAACGUUUCUCAGUGUAUUUGGAUAGAGAUAAGCUAUUCCCGGGAAAAAUCCGAUGCAUAUUUACUUUGGACAAGACAGCUUUAUUUAUUACAGCGAGCUCGAGAAAUGCACUCAUCCUUGCGCAUAAACGAAUGGCUUCCCUGUUCAGAACAAAAACAGAAAUGUGCUUUUCAUUGGAAAGACAAUGUUGUGUUUGAAAUGUCAUUGGGAAUUAAGUAAUGCUCUACCGGAUAAAGUAGAUAGAUCAGUCCAUUGGUAGCGAUAAAAUGGCGCAACCAUCUGUUACAGACGACAAUGCUUUCAAUACCACUCCAACACAUCUGAACAGCACAGUGAUGGAGCAGGUUCACAGCAGCCCUGAUCCAGGAACUGUGUUUUAUGUUUACUAUUACGGGAUGUUUUCUAUCAUUGCCUGUAUCAAUAUUCCUGGUAACAUCCUGGUCAUCAGAACCGUGAUGAAGACACCCAAUCUACGACAGCCAUGUAAUUUUUAUAUCGUGAGUUUAGCCGUUACGGACUUGCUCAUUGGAUUUAUUUAUCCUGUGUACAAUAUUUCUCAUCUAGAACAUGUACCAGAAAUCAGCCGUCCAUUGGGUCAAUGGAAUGUGUGUCGCUUCUUGGUCACUGAAGUGCUUGCUUUGGAGAUCUGCUCAUCAUAUCACUUAGUGGCAAUCACAGUCACUCGAUACAUUGCCAUUGUUUACCCAUUACGAUAUCAUCUCUACGUCACGACGAGGUCCACAAAGUUCAUCAUAUUUACCAUUUGGGUACUAUCACAAGGAGUAUGCAUUGUAAUGUAUACGAUCUACAAUCCAGAAGAAUACAUCAAGGAGCCCACAAGUGUGUGUCGUUACGAGCUCAUUUUCUCCAUUGCACACGUCUGUGUCCUGUUCUUUAUCCAGCUGUUUCUACCUCUUCUGAUCAUGCUCGGACUGUAUGUGAAAAUCGCCAGAAUUGCAAGGGCACAGGCAAAGAUUAUAGCCCUCCAGGAACGCGUCCCGUGGAAUAACAGUCCAAAAGCCAGCAGUAAUGUUAUUCGUCAUGAACUGAAAUCAACAUUCAUGGUGUCAAUUUUGUUGGGGUGUUUCACAAUAGGAUGGAUGCCGAUGAUGAUAUAUUUCUUCUAUGAAAUAACGUGUGUAAAUUGCUAUGUUACUCCAUUCAUAAGGGCUAGCUGUCGAAUCCUUCUAUUCAUGAACUCGGCUGUAAACGUGUUUAUCUAUGCUGGUCGUCUAGCGGCUUUCCGGAAAAGCAUUAAAAGCGAUUUUACAAAACUUUACAAAGUAUUAUGUUCUUGUGCUGUGCAGGGUUUUAAUAUGAAACAUUCCAACAGCGUCUCGUCCACUAAAUCCGUAGGAACACACACUGACAUCAGCCACAGUAACUGGGAUUUCAGCACCAAUUUAUAGUAUAAAUAAAUGUACGUACCAGGCUAGGAAAAGUGAUUGUACUUUGAUAGAACACAUUACAAAGGUUCUUGGUGAAGCUGAGCAACAUUUGUACCCAGUUCUAUGGACUUUGCGCUGUACGUUGGUGUAUGGAUCCGUCCUGUUUUUACACACUGGAAAUACAUUACAGCUGUAUCUAUAAAAAUAUUUUAUGCACAUAUCGAUUUAUAAAAUAAAGUUUAAAAA
Molecule: messenger RNA, 1907 nt
Organism: Ostrea edulis (European flat oyster)
Lineage: Eukaryota; Metazoa; Mollusca; Bivalvia; Ostreida; Ostreidae
Product: melanocortin receptor 5-like
Exons: 5
Coding region: 540-1682 (380 amino acids)
Biological process (GO): G protein-coupled receptor signaling pathway
Cellular component (GO): membrane
Molecular function (GO): G protein-coupled receptor activity
Source: RefSeq, a predicted model, not a curated record